AGUCUCAACCGAGUUUGAGAGAAACGGGAGACUUGAGGGCUCAAGUCGCCAUGUACCUGGGGAUCAGAAAGGGGAAAUUAAAGACGGUAAGCCCCGCUCCCUCAGAUUCACUUGGAAUAUGAGAACCACCAGCUCCAUGGAGCCCUGCGACAUCAUGAGGGAGAUCCGCAAGGUGCUCGACGCCAACAACUGCGACUACGAACAGCAAGAGAGUUUCCUGCUCCUCUGCGUCCAUGGCGACGGGCGGGCCGAGAACCUGGUCCAGUGGGAGAUGGAGGUCUGCAAGCUCCCCCGUCUCUCCCUGAACGGCGUCCGCUUCAAAAGGAUAUCCGGGUCGUCCAUCGCUUUCAAGAACAUUGCUUCCAAAAUAGCCAACGACUUAAAACUAUGAACAAAAGGACUUAAAAGAUAAGUAAA
Molecule: messenger RNA, 417 nt
Organism: Xiphophorus hellerii (green swordtail)
Lineage: Eukaryota; Metazoa; Chordata; Actinopteri; Cyprinodontiformes; Poeciliidae
Product: MAP/microtubule affinity-regulating kinase 3-like
Exons: 2
Coding region: 119-391 (90 amino acids)
Source: RefSeq, a predicted model, not a curated record